AUGGCGUCUCUCGAAGCCUGCGAGGAGAAAAUGACCUCGAGCGUAUCGGUCAAGACCGAUCCGGAGCACUCUGAGGUCGCUGUGUCAAACCCGGUGCCCGCGUAUGACGAAGCCGAGACGAAGAGAAUUCUGCGCAAGGUCGACUAUCGCCUCGUCCCGAUGCUGGCCGUCAUGUACUUGCUCGCCUUCGUUGACCGCUCCAACAUUGGAAACGCAAAGGUCGCCGGGUUGAAUCAAGACCUGCACCUCACCGGAUCACAAUAUAACAUCGCGCUCACGAUAUUCUUCGUCCCCUACAUCAUAUGCGAAAUCCCCUGCAACAUAAUUCUCAAGCUCACUCGGCCCAGCAUCUGGCUGCCGUCGAUCAUGAUCGCUUGGGGUGUGGUCUUGACCUUGACGGGUAUUGUUAAAGAUUUCAGGGGCCUUGUUAUCUGCCGUUUCUUCCUCGGAGUUACAGAGGCCGGGUUUUUCCCGGGCGCGACGUACCUCCUUACGAUCUGGUACCUCAGAUACGAAGUUCAGACUCGCAUGGUUGUCUUCUUCGCCGCCGCAUCUCUGUCUGGUGCCUUUUCCGGACUUCUGGCUUAUGCUAUCCAACAUAUGGACGGUAUUGGAGGUCUUCGAGGCUGGCAAUGUUUUUCCUUCACAAUUCCGAGCGUUAUUCGCGAGUUGGGAUAUAGUGCCGCAAACGCCCAACUAUUAACUAUUCCGAUCUACGUCUUGGCGAUGAUCUGCACAGUCGGCGUGGCCAUAGCGUCAGACCGCGCGAAGCAGCGAUACAGCUACAUUCUUCUCGGCGCUGUGGUGGCAUCCCUGGGCUUCAUCGCCUUGAUCGCAUCCCCGCGUCCAGGCUGGCCAGGCUUGACCUACGGCUUCCUCUUCUUAGCUUCUAGCGGUGUUUAUUCCUGCAUUAUACCUACUAUCUGCUGGAUUGGCAACAACCUCGCACCCUCUAGCAAGCGGGCCAUCGGCAUGGCGGCCCUAAUCGGCGGAGGCAACCUCGGCGGCAUCGUCGGCAGCAACAUUUUCUUGGAGCAGGAGGCGCCUCAGUACUGGACCGGCUACGGCGUUUGUCUCGCCAUCAGCCUCCUGGCCAUCGUGGCCACGCUUAUCCUGCGGAGGGCGUACCUGAGGGAUAACCUCGCCCGCGACAAGAUGACCGAGGCUGAGAUCAGGGCGAAGUACACCGACGCUCAGCUUGCCGAGCUGGGUGAUCGCAGCCCGUAUUUUAGGUAUACUCUGUAA
Messenger RNA from Scedosporium apiospermum, 1245 nucleotides. RefSeq lists its product as uncharacterized. The record is from RefSeq and is a predicted model, not a curated record. NCBI's taxonomy places the organism in Eukaryota, Fungi, Ascomycota, Sordariomycetes, Microascales, Microascaceae. Gene Ontology annotation, cellular component: membrane. Gene Ontology annotation, biological process: transmembrane transport. The transcript is spliced from 6 exons. Gene Ontology annotation, molecular function: transmembrane transporter activity. The coding region runs from base 1 to 1245 and encodes 414 amino acids.